GUUUGGUCAAUAUUGUCUUAACAUGCUUCAGAUAAAUCAGCUUUUCUCCAAGAUAAAAUGGCAACCCCCAAAGAGAAAACUCCAGUGUGUCUGGUAAAUGAGUUAGCCCGUUUCAAUAGAGUCCAACCUCAGUAUAAACUUCUGAAUGAAAGAGGGCCUGCCCAUUCAAAGAUGUUCUCAGUGCAGCUGAGUCUUGGUGAACAGACAUGGGAAUCCGAAGGGAGCAGUAUAAAGAAAGCCCAACAAGCAGUUGCUAAUAAAGCUUUGACAGAAUCUCCACUUCCCAAACCAGUUCAGAAACCACCCAAAAGCAAUGUUAAUAACAAUCCAGGCAGUAUAACGCCAACUGUGGAACUGAAUGGCCUUGCUAUGAAAAGGGGAGAGCCUGCCAUCUACAGGCCAUUAGAUCCAAAGCCAUUCCCAAAUUAUAGAGCGAAUUACAACUUUCGGGGCAUGUACAAUCAGAGGUAUCAUUGCCCCAUGCCUAAGAUCUUUUAUGUUCAGCUGACUGUCGGAAAUAAUGAGUUUUUUGGGGAAGGAAAGACUCGGCAGGCAGCUCGACACAAUGCUGCGAUGAAGGCGCUGCAAGCCCUGCAGAAUGAGCCCAUCCCGGAAAAGUCCGCUCAGAAUGGAGAAUCAGGAAAGGAAAUGGAUGACGACAAAGAUGCAAAUAAAUCUGAGAUCAGCUUAGUGUUUGAAAUUGCUCUGAAGCGAAAUAUGCCUGUCAGUUUUGAGGUUAUUAAAGAAAGUGGACCACCUCACAUGAAAAGCUUUGUCACUCGGGUGUCAGUUGGCGAAUUCUCUGCAGAAGGAGAAGGAAAUAGCAAAAAACUCUCUAAGAAACGUGCUGCGACCACUGUUUUGCAGGAGCUUAAAAAACUUCCACCUCUUCCUGUGGUUGAGAAGCCAAAGUUAUUUUUUAAAAAACGCCCUAAAACCAUAGUAAAGGCUGGACCAGAAUAUGGUCAAGGAAUGAACCCCAUUAGCCGACUGGCUCAAAUUCAGCAGGCCAAAAAGGAAAAGGAACCAGAUUAUGUUUUGCUUUCAGAAAGAGGAAUGGCCCGGCGUCGAGAAUUUGUGAUGCAGGUCAAAGUAGGCAAUGAAGUUGCUACUGGAACAGGACCUAAUAAAAAGAUAGCCAAAAAAAAUGCAGCAGAAGCAAUGCUAUUACAGCUUGGUUAUAAAGCAUCCACGAGUCUUCAGGACCAACUUGACAAGACGGGGGAGAACAAAGGAUGGAAUAGUCCAAAGGCUGGCUUUCCUGAACCAACAAAUAACACUCCAAAAGGAAUUCUUCAUUUGUCUCCUGAUGUUUAUCAAGAGAUGGAAGCCAGCCGCCACAAAGUAAUCUCUGGCUCUAGUCUAGGUUAUUUGUCACCCAAAGAUAUGAACCAACCUUCAAGCUCUUUCUUCAGUAUAUCUCCUACAUCAAAUAGUUCUGCCACAAUUGCAAGGGAACUCCUUAUGAACGGAACAUCUCCAACAGCUGAAGCCAUAGGUUUAAAAGGAAGUUCUCCUACCCCCCCUUGUUCUCCAGUACAACCUUCAAAACAACUGGAAUAUUUAGCAAGGAUUCAAGGCUUUCAGGCAGCUUUAAGUGCCUUGAAACAAUUUUCUGAACAAGGAUUGGAUCCAGUGGAAGGGGCAAUGAACAUUGAAAAAGGUUCUCUUGAAAAACAAGCCAAGCCUCUGGGAGAGAAAGCCGACAAUAACCAGGCCCGCCUGGGCUCCAUCGCUCAGGACUGCAAGAAAUCAAAGUCGGGCAUCUAGCAGCUCUCAGCUCCCAGCACCCACGGCUGCCACCGCGUCCUUAUAAACCUGUCAGCACGCAUGCGGGUGUCUGUGCUCAAGGAAAUGAAUGACUAAUACCAUUAUGUGAGUCUUAUGUGAAGACAACACUAUUCUAACUCAAGAGAUAAUAGACCUGGUACUGUUUAUUCAACUUGGGGGGAGUGGGGGGAAUAAAACUUUGAGCGUUUCCCUUGGAACUUGAUAUCAGAUCAUAACUCAUUUGCCCAGAGGCAGCAGAAAUCUGAUCCUGCUACUGGAGCUUAAAACAACAAUUAAUGUGAAGCACUAGAAACCGAAGUAAAAUUUUAAAAGGAUUCAUAGGGAAGGUGGAUUUGGGUCUGUUGUUAUGACCGCUUUUGUUGUGGCUCUUGUACUCACGUUCGCCUGCUCUGUCUUUUCAAUAAUGCUUGACACUUUGGGACAUUAACCGAUGAUGUGCAGUGGAAUGUGAUGGUUGUUGUCUUCAUGUAGACCCAUCCAGUCAGUCUCUCUUUUUAUGCAGAUAUUUGUAAUCUUCAUCCUAUAUCAAUACAAAUAAUGGCUCGAAGACGUGUGCCAACCGCCAUGCUUUAAAUCGGGUCAGUGGACAGACCAUACAAAAUGUGUUAAGAACAAGUAAUUCUUUCUUCAUAACACAAUCCAUUAUGCUCCUGGAAUUUUAAAAAUACACACAGUUGUGGGUUUUGCGCUUCAUGAUAAUACUAUUUGCAACUAAAGAGGCGACUUGCCUCUGCCAGCCAUUUGCCUGGAUCCUGUGCUCUGUCGUGUAAUUUGCACCCACUCCCAUUCGUGUUGUAGCCGCUCACUGUUUGCAUCCAGAGUGUUCUUCAAAACUGCCUUUGGACUUGGGAUGGUGAGUAGGAUCAAAACAAAUCAAUGUACAUGGCGAUGAAGAAAAAGCCUGGAGACGUUUUGCCAGCGUAUAGCCAGCCACACUGGGUUUCAGCAUGUUGGAAUCCAGCGUGUAAUGAAUACAGUAAAAAUUUGGUUGGUUGAUGUGUGAAA
This is a messenger RNA of Elephantulus edwardii (Cape elephant shrew), 2796 nucleotides long. It is a transcript of the gene STAU2, whose product is annotated as staufen double-stranded RNA binding protein 2. The transcript is spliced from 13 exons. Lineage: Eukaryota; Metazoa; Chordata; Mammalia; Macroscelidea; Macroscelididae. The coding region runs from base 58 to 1770 and encodes 570 amino acids. The record is from RefSeq and is a predicted model, not a curated record.